CUCAAAGCCAAACGGACCCUCGACAGUUCGCGGCCCAGCUGGUCCUGUCGGCAUACUACGAAGCAUCCCCACGAUCUCUCUCUAUGGUUUUGGUCUAUACAUACACUCAAAGCUCACUUCUAACUCAAGUACUGAACUCUGGUUAACUAACCACACUCUUCAGUUAUAUACACUCAAUCCACAAAAAAAAAAAAAAUAGAAAGAAAAUCGUUUGCGUAUUUUUAUUAUUAUGAUUAUUUGUUUUUCCAAAAACGCUUUGUUUUGGAGAGACGUAGAAAAGGGGAGAGAGACUGGCGCUUUUGCUGUUUUGGUGAUCAAACUCGGAUUUGAAAUGAGCUCAUUUGGGAGGCAUUCAGUGUAAUUUGAGAGGGAAAAUGAUGUGAUUUUUGUAAUUUGAGUGGAAGAUGAUGUGAUGUAGAAAUUGGAUUUCUUUUUCUGGUUUGGCAUUGAUCUUGUUGGUUGGUUGUGGAUCCGGAUUCAUGGAGUCUCGAAUGGAUCAGUACGAGAUCAUGGAGCAGAUCGGACGCGGAGCGUUCGGGGCUGCCAUUCUUGUGAAUCACAAAUCGGAGAAGAAGAAGUAUGUAUUGAAGAAGAUCAGGUUGGCACGACAAACGGAGAGGUGCCGGAGAUCUGCUCAUCAGGAGAUGGCUCUAAUUGCGAGAAUCCAACACCCUUACAUUGUUGAAUUUAAGGAAGCAUGGGUAGAGAAGGGUUGCUAUGUUUGCAUUGUCACUGGAUAUUGUGAAGGAGGAGACAUGGCAGAAUUGAUGAAAAAAUCGAAUGGCGCCUACUUUCCUGAGGAGAAACUUUGCAAAUGGUUUGCGCAAUUAUUAUUGGCUGUCGAAUAUCUGCAUUCAAAUUAUGUUCUACACCGGGAUCUUAAAUGUUCCAACAUCUUUCUUACCAAAGAUAAGGAUGUCCGCCUUGGGGAUUUUGGACUUGCCAAAACUUUGAAGGCUGAUGACUUGGCUUCUUCAGUAGUUGGAACUCCCAAUUACAUGUGUCCUGAACUUCUUGCAGAUAUUCCUUAUGGCUUCAAAUCUGAUAUCUGGUCUCUAGGUUGCUGUAUGUAUGAGAUGGCUGCUCAUCGCCCUGCAUUUAAGGCUUUUGAUAUGGCUGGAUUAAUAAGUAAAAUAAACCGUUCUUCUAUUGGUCCUUUGCCCUCAUGCUAUUCCCCUUCUUUGAAAACACUUAUAAAGGGCAUGCUGAGAAAGAACCCUGAGCAUCGACCAAGUGCAUCCGAGAUUUUAAAACACCCCUAUCUACAGCCUUAUGUUGAUCAACAUCGAUCAUCCUUCAAUCCUCCUACUGCCUAUUCCUUAGAGAAGCCUAUAUCUACUACUCGUGAUUCUCGUAAGAACAUGGCUGAAAGCCAAGGCAGUAAUAGUUCUGGUAGUGACAAAGAUAGUUUGCUUUCAAGUGAGAAAAACAUCUCAGCAAUGGUUAUCAACUGUGAUACUAAAGCCAAUGACACAGAUUUGGGAUCUGUUGAUGAUGAAGUUGGCUCUGACCAGCCCUCACCCAGUGGUGAAAAUGGAGCCAACACGUGCACUGUCAAAAUGGAUGAACGAGGGGUAAUGAAAUCCUCGCAUGAUGAGCAUGGAUUAAAUGCUGAAUCAAAGCAACCAAAAACAAUUAAAAAUAUUUGGAUGGCUCUAAAAGAAGGAAAAGUUAGAGAAAAUAGUUCUCCAAUGAGAGGCAACCGUACAAAGCCUGGAGGUCAGUCAACCCAAAAAGCAAACACAGAAGCAUCACUCAAAGUUCCCAAGCCCAGUAUGGUCUCUCCUGGUUUCAAGUCUAAUGCAGAUGCUCCAACUUCAAUCCCAACCAAGGCAGUCUUUGAUUCUGCAAAACGGAUUCAGGGUUCACAUCCUUUAAAGCACCAGUUACCUAUGUUUGAUCCCUCUCCAAAGACUAAACCCAGACAUGAUGGUAUUCCUCUGCCUGGUCCGUCAAAACAAGUUGUUGAAGAUGGGCUUCCUGCUAAGCCUCGACAAAGAACACCCCCAUCAAAUGUGGUGAGGCGAUCCUCAUUUCCAGGGAGAAUGAGGCAAGUGGGGCCUGAUGUUCCAAACCAAACGAACAAUAUCAUAAAGGUAGGUCCAAGUGAGAUAACUCAAGAACCUCAUAAGACUCAGUAUUUGGUGCCAAAUGGUCAUGCUACGCAUGUAUCAAGAGAAAUUAUACAACAGUCGCAUAAGGCUCUGGCAGGAGCUUCCAAAGGAAUGCAGACAGAUAGCAGCAAUUCUGUCUCAUCUUCAGUGUCAAUUCAAGGGUUUGAGCUUUGUGAUGAUGCAACAACUCCUUUUGUUAACAUGGCGGAGCAAAUACCUCCUGAACAUGAUAGAGGUACUCGCACUGAAAACUUAGAAUCAUGUCCACCCACCUGCUCUCUUGUGUCAGAUGAAAGCCAUGGGCAAGAUAACAAAUCUGUACAAUGCUCGGUUGACAGCUCUGGUUUUGUUCAAGAUCCUGAGGAUAUUACUAUUGGUGGUGAGAAAGUGAGUUCAGGUGCAGUUACAGAGCACCCAUCUCCAGUCUCCAGAGAAGUAUUUGCUUGUAAUGAUGACACCUCUUUGGGCAGGUCUAUUAGGCCAGAAACAGUGACAGAGUCCAUCCUUACUUCUUCAUCCAGUGGUGAUGACAAGUUUACUGUAAGAGAACUUUUGUCAUCACUAGCAGACGCCAGUGCCCCUCCCAGUGCCCCUCCCAGUGCCACUCCCAGUGCCCCUCCCAGUGCCACUCCCACUGUCCCUUCCACUGCCACUCCCACUGCCACUCCCCCUGCCCCUCCUACUCCCUCCAUCUUGUCUGCCCAAAAGAAUUUGCAGCCGGAUAAAGGAAAUAUUUUGCAAAAUCAGUUAAUUGAAAAGCCUGCCUCGGGCCAUCUUCCUUCAGCUUUUGAUGAUGUCAUACAUGUUAUCCGGCACAGUAGUUUCCGUGUUGGGGUUGAGCAGCCAGUGAUUGAAACUGUGGAGAGGAAUAUGGACGUGGGAAAACUAUUAAAUGUAGUAAGGGAUGAGUUGGAGAUGAGAAACCUGAGCACUCCUGCCACUCUGAAAUCAACAAAUUGCUCAGAACCCAUGGCUUUGAAGUCAAAUCUUUCCGAUACUCCUGGCAUUAAGGAAAUGGAUGUAAGGAACACCUCCUCUUCAGUUCCAAAUCCCGAUUCCCCUGAGCCGACAAAACCUUGUUCUCCUGUGACAGAAGAUGAAACACCAGCAAAGGAAACUCUGGAUGUCAAGUCCUUUAGGCAGAGGGCAGAGGCACUUGAAGGGCUAUUAGAAUUGUCAGCAGAGUUGCUGGAGCAAAGUAGACUGGAAGAACUUGCUGUUGUUUUAAAACCUUUUGGAAAAGAUAAGGUCUCCCCAAGGGAGACAGCUAUCUGGUUGGCAAAGAGUCUUAAAGGAAUGAUGGUUGAGGACAGUGGACGAAGUUCAUGAAGUACCACGUCAUGAUAGUAAGUGUUUUCUAUUUUUUAUUGCUCCUGUAGUUUUUAGUUUUUUGUCAUGCUUUCCUCAUUCAAGUUCCAUUUGAAUUUUUAAACAGAACCCAUGAGGCCUGGUCACCCCACCUUUAUUUAAUUUUUAAUUUUUUGUCUUCUUCUGUAAUUCUUUCAAUGCAGUAUGUUGUUGUACAUAUUGACUAUACAAAUUGAAUAAGUUCUGUUUUCAGCCAAACGUAUGUAUAUGCAUGCUGUAGCAUAUAGUGAGUGAACCUAUUAUAUUACUGGGAUUAUUAGUAAGAUGCUGUUGUUGCUC
Messenger RNA from Vitis riparia (riverbank grape), 3761 nucleotides. Its product is annotated as serine/threonine-protein kinase Nek5. The record is from RefSeq and is a predicted model, not a curated record. The coding region runs from base 480 to 3443 and encodes 987 amino acids. Gene Ontology annotation, biological process: microtubule-based process; protein phosphorylation. Gene Ontology annotation, cellular component: cortical microtubule. The transcript has 14 exons. Gene Ontology annotation, molecular function: protein kinase activity; ATP binding. Lineage: Eukaryota; Viridiplantae; Streptophyta; Magnoliopsida; Vitales; Vitaceae.